AUGUUUUCUAUUAACGAUAAUACAACGUCCGAAAUUUGUUGGUCAAUAAUGAAAUGUAUUGUUCCCAUGUCCCUCUUGUUAGAAGCAUUUUGCAAGCGUGACCACUGUGUUCGAUGUAUUGAAGAUGAAUGUCCAGAUAUGUUCUAUUAUCCCAUAGCUCCAUUUCUAUCAGACAAUGUCUUUUUCGCUUUCGAAAAAUCCGAUCUACUAAAUUCUAAUGAUAUGAUCAUUCCAAAGCCUUAUGUUUGCUUUAAUAAUUCUAUUUAUAAUGAUAUUAUUACCAAAGAAUUUACAAUUUACUUCAAUAAUAAAAGAUGUACUCGUGUUGUUACUACAUUCCUCUUCAGCUUUAAAGAGCAUAGUUUGUGGAACGAACAUUUUGCUACUAAAAUAGACUCAACUAAAACCGGCUAUUUUGAGCGUUUGGAAUAUGUCUACCGCUUAAGUCCAAAACUAACGAUCGACUCGAAUAACACUGGAUAUACAGUCAAAAAUUAUUCUAUGUCUGAAGUACGAUCGCCUUCUCCUGUACUACUAUGUUUAUAUGAUGAUAGUAAAAAUCAGCAUAAAGACAUAAACGCUUACGUUAACGUACCAGAUGACGGUGAAUAUAUGUAUUCGUAUCGUACCUGUAUAGGUAAAUACCCGAAUGCAUCUGAAAACAUAAAGUUUCGUGUUCCAUUGCAGAUUAUUUGCGAAGGAUAUGAUGAUUUANAUAUUAUCAACAUUUGUUAA
Messenger RNA from Adineta ricciae, 735 nucleotides. Lineage: Eukaryota; Metazoa; Rotifera; Eurotatoria; Adinetida; Adinetidae. The record is from the annotation of a GenBank genome assembly.